Molecule: messenger RNA, 1496 nt
Organism: Caenorhabditis auriculariae
Lineage: Eukaryota; Metazoa; Nematoda; Chromadorea; Rhabditida; Rhabditidae
Source: the annotation of a GenBank genome assembly
AUGGGCGAAGCCGGAACCGCUCCCCCGUCUUACAAUAUACCGCCUCCUUCGUAUGGUGAGUUUUUAAAAAAAUAUUUUUUUGAAAGUUUUUUUCACCUUUAAAAAAAUCUGGAAUUAAUUUUUUUCUAAAGAGACGUAGCGGUUAUAAGCGCAAGUUUCAGAUUCGUUCCUUUUUUAAAAAAAACGAAAAAAAUAUAAUUCGAAAAGAGAUAAAAAAACGUACAAACCGCUGGUAUAAAAAAUCAUCGUUCGAUUCAAAUCGCUGGCGUUCGUAAGCUCCCCUCGCCGGAAGUUUUUCAAUUUAACACUUAAAAUUUCGAAGUAUAUCAAAAGAGCAUUGAUAAAGAUUAAAAAGCGUAAAAGUGUCAGUUACUGAGCAAAACACAUGAAUUUCCAUUAAAAAAAAACUUGUCCAAUAAGUAAGAAUAAAUCUAAAGUUUCUGAAGGAUCGCCAUGGUGAAUUGAAGCACUACUGAUCCCUGAGACCUUAUUUGAAAACGUUAAAAGCAGAACGGCGCAAAAAAUCUUAUAAAAAUAUAGAAAUAUUGAAAAAAAAGGAAAAAAGGAAUGCGCGGAGAUUAAAAUGCAAGUGGUUGUCUGUAAUAGACACUGGCACAGACUGCCGUCCAACCGUAACCUCAUUUUUUUCGUUUUUUUCUUUCCGUUUUGUAUUUUUAUUCGUUUUAUAACUUUGUUAUUCUACAAGACGCCUUUAAUUUCAGUGGUUAUUUGAUAAGUUGCACCGGAAAGCGCUUUGCGUCACAGCGGAAAACUAUGUUUAAAGCCUAUUUUUUUGAAUAUUCACAGCUAGCUCAUGAAGUUGCUAACAGUUUGAAAAUAUCAAAUUACAGACGAUGUCACAUCAGGAACCUAUCCUCAGCCUCCACCCCCACCACCUGCUCAGCCUUCCGUUCAAAGUAACACAUUAAAUCAAAGCAGGUAAGAUUUUUCUUUUUUUAAUUAUUUUUGUUUCAUAAUUAUUCAUAAGCUUUCAGUUAGUUUGACAUAAAGUUUAUCAAAUUUGCUUGAAAAUUUUUUUCGAUUGAAAAUUCGUUCUUAUUAUAAAUAAAUUCCAUGUGAGCUUUUUGAGGAAUCUAAUUUUUUAACAAGGUUUCUGGUCAAAAUAGAAAAAAAGAUUGAAUUAACUUAUAUUGGAGAUUUUUGAGGGAUAUCGUGCGCUUAUUGCACUUAAGCCACGCCCACUGGAUUCAUCAGUCAUUUUAGAACAACUGUGAACAACUACCGUAUUUAUGUGAUACCUGAACGAACCGUCCGAGUUCGGCCAACCGUCCGCGUCGAUCCAGGUGGGGUUUGAAUUAUUUUCCUCUUUUCAAAUUCUUUGAAAAUUCGAGCUUUUUCCUUUUUGCUCAAUUCUGUUCACUUUCCAAUCAUACCCACAAGUUUUAAAUCGUGAAUUUCUAAUUUUUCUUUAUAACGUCCGCUUUUUUCAGCUCUGCGAGCCAGACGAGCUCGUGAAAUCCAAAGGAGACGGAUAA